Molecule: messenger RNA, 403 nt
Organism: Cervus elaphus (red deer)
Lineage: Eukaryota; Metazoa; Chordata; Mammalia; Artiodactyla; Cervidae
Product: 60S ribosomal protein L31-like
Exons: 1
Coding region: 1-372 (123 amino acids)
Biological process (GO): cytoplasmic translation
Cellular component (GO): ribosome; cytosolic large ribosomal subunit
Molecular function (GO): structural constituent of ribosome
Source: RefSeq, a predicted model, not a curated record
AUGGCUCCUGCAAAGAAGGGCGGCGAGAAGGGCCAGUCCACCAUCAACGAGGUGGUGACAAGAGAAUACACCAUCAACACUCACAAGCGCAUCCAUGGAGUGGGUUUCAAGAAGCGUGCCCCUAGGGCACUCAAAGAAAUCCGGAAGUUUGCCAUGAAGGAUAUGGGAACCCUGGACGUGCGCAUCGACACCAGGCUCAACAAAGCCGUCUGGGCCAAAGGAAUCAGGAAUGUCCCACACCGGAUCCGUGUGCGGUUGUCCAGAAAGUGUAAUGAAGAUGAAGACUCGCCAAAGAAGCUCUACAUUUUGGGUACCUAUGUGCCCGUCACCACCUUCAAAAAUCUACAGACAGUCAAUGUGGACGAGAACUAACUGCUGAUGGUCCAAUGAAGUUAUCGAACUG